CAAUUCCAAUUUCUCAUUUUCUUCUUCUUUCUCCUCCAUAUUAUUUUCAUGAUUUCCUAAACCCUAAAAAUUCUUCUUUCUUAUUACAAAUAUAUAUAGUCACAAUAAUAAUAUCUAUAGAUAUAGAUAUUGCCAUGCGACGUACACCAUCGUUACGUACCGUAUACCUCUCCACAGAGGAUUCUUUCUUCAAUUCCCAGUUAGUAAUAAAAAAUCAAAUCACAUUUUUUAAUACUAAUAAUAAAAUUAAAUAUGUCUUCAGAUACAUACGCCCCCACGGCCCCCACUUCUUUCCCGAUGUUAUGUAAUGCCGCUGCUGGUGCUUCCGCUGGUGUUAUUGCAGCUACAUUUGUAUGUCCAUUAGAUGUGAUCAAGACUAGGUUUCAGGUUCACGGCCUUCCGCAGCUUAACGGUGGGACCAUUAGAGGUAGUCUUAUAGUUGGUAGCUUAGAACAGAUUAUUCGAAAGGAGGGGGUGCGUGGCAUGUACCGUGGCCUUUCUCCUACCAUUAUUGCCCUGCUUCCAAAUUGGGCGGUUUAUUUUACUAUUUAUGAGCAGCUCAAGAAUUUGCUUGCCUCUGAUGGACAUGGGCUAUCUUUUGGUGCCAAUAUGCUAGCUGCUUCUGGGGCUGGAGCUGCAACAACAAUCGUUACAAAUCCUUUGUGGGUUGUAAAGACACGGCUACAGACUCAAGGAAUGAGGACAGGCAUAAUCCCGUAUAAGGGUACACUAUCAGCUCUGAGGAGAAUUGCACAUGAAGAGGGUAUUCGCGGCUUAUACAGUGGUCUGGUACCUGCAUUGGUGGGUAUUAGUCAUGUUGCGAUCCAGUUUCCAGCUUAUGAGAAGAUCAAAUGCUAUUUGGCUAGUAGAGAGGGUACCACUACGGAUAAACUUGGUGCUCGUGACGUUGCUGUUGCCUCGUCAGUUUCAAAAAUAUUUGCAUCUACUUUAACAUAUCCACACGAGGUUGUUCGAUCAAGGCUACAAGAACAAGGGCACCAUUCUGAAAAAAGGUACUUGGGUACUUUGGAUUGCAUAAGGAAAGUAUUAGAAAAAGAGGGAUUUCGCGGGUUCUACCGUGGCUGUGCUACCAAUCUGCUGAGGACGACUCCAGCUGCUGUUAUAACAUUUACCAGCUUUGAAAUGAUUCACCGAUUUCUUGUCACUUCAUUCCCUUCCGAUCCUCAUCCUCACACAUUGUGAAGGUUAACUACAUUGCCGGUAUAUUGUGUUUUACAUAGGGACAUUUAUACAAACCCAGCCUCCAUACAGAUGUGAGGUUGAUAUUACAUUUGUAACUGAAACAGUGAAGGCUAAUUGCAUACAAAAAAAAUGUAACAAAUUUUGUGGUUUUUAAAAAGGAAGGAAACAAGUUUAAAGUCUGCAUCAAA
Messenger RNA from Erigeron canadensis, 1391 nucleotides. RefSeq names its product nicotinamide adenine dinucleotide transporter 1, chloroplastic. The transcript has 9 exons. Gene Ontology annotation, biological process: NAD transmembrane transport. The record is from RefSeq and is a predicted model, not a curated record. Lineage: Eukaryota; Viridiplantae; Streptophyta; Magnoliopsida; Asterales; Asteraceae. The coding region runs from base 253 to 1203 and encodes 316 amino acids. Gene Ontology annotation, molecular function: NAD transmembrane transporter activity.